Saccostrea echinata is the source of this 1399-nucleotide messenger RNA. RefSeq names its product ectonucleotide pyrophosphatase/phosphodiesterase family member 5-like. Bases 20 to 1267 code for a protein of 415 amino acids. The record is from RefSeq and is a predicted model, not a curated record. Lineage: Eukaryota; Metazoa; Mollusca; Bivalvia; Ostreida; Ostreidae. The transcript is spliced from 3 exons.
GACUAUUCUCUAUGUGCUGAUGAACUUCGUGACCGGAAGUAUCCCCGGAUACACACAGAAGGUGUUAUUGGUUUCUAUGGACGGUUUUCGAUGGGAUUAUUUGAAGAAAACACAAACUCCAAACUUUGACCGCAUGGCGCGGCUGGGAACGCAUGCGCUGUACAUUAAUAAUACUUUCGUCACAAAGACGUUUCCUAAUCAUUACACCCUUGUAACCGGACUAUAUGAAGAGAGUCAUGGAAUCGUCAGUAACCAUAUGUAUGACCCGGUCCUUAAUGCCACGUUUGGUCAUCAAAGCCACGAGAGUGAGUGGUGGGAUGGCGGAGAACCACUUUGGGUCACGGCUAGAAAGAACAACAGGACGAGCGCCACCUUUUAUUGGCCCGGAAGUGAAGCAAAAAUUCGCGGAUAUCGUCCAAACAUUUGGUUACCUUACAACGAGAGUAUUCCUUUUAUCCCGCGAGUGGAUCGGGUGAUCGACUGGUUAGUAAACAAAUCAAUAGACUUCGUCACAUUGUACUUUCAUGAACCAGACAAAACAGGUCACAUGUAUGGACCUGACUCGACACAGAUCGUACAAAAGGUCAAGGAUAUGGACGGGAUUCUGGGAUACAUCUUGGAUAGUUUGGAUAGGAACUCUUUGACAGACAAGGUCAAUCUUGUGCUCGUGAGUGACCAUGGGAUGACCGGUAUUGACCUACAACAUAGGCUGAUUGAUGUCUCUGAGUUGGUCGACAUGGAUGAGGACAUUCUGUUCACGCUGGACAGCGGACCGGUCAUGCAGAUCAAUCCAAGAAAGGAUCCACAAUACGUCAUACAAAAAAUACGGAACGCUUCAGUUCCACAUUUAAAUGUAUAUCUAAAGGAAGAGAUACCAAUAAAAUGGCAUUAUAGAAAUAAUAGGAGGGUAAUGCCAAUCUUUGCAACAGCGGAAGAGGGUUGGAGUAUUGUGACGAAUGCCACGUUGGCCAAAAGAAUAAACGAGAAGGGAAAUCAUGGUUACGACAACGCUUUACUAAGCAUGAAGCCAAUAUUCCUAGCCAUGGGUCCAAACAUUCGCCAGAACUAUCAAGUACCGGUGUUUAAAAACGUGGACAUCUAUCCUUUAGUGUGUGAACUUCUUCAGAUCCAACCUGCCCCCAACAAUGGAAGCCUUCUGCGAGUGAAGAGUUUAAUUGUGUCCAAAGACAGUACCAAUAAUGGUCCUGAACUAAGAGCAGUCUCUUUUUGGAUUUGGAUUUCAUUCUUUUGGAAUUCAUUUUUAUAAAAAUAUGUGUGUGAGUUUGCUCUGUGAAAUACAGUAGGAACAAGUAUUCUGAGUAGUUAGAAAGUUUGUGCAUAAACAUACAACAGAUAAUUUUCCUGAUUCCCCUAAAAAAGAAUAUACGAUUUUGUUUAA